Molecule: messenger RNA, 326 nt
Organism: Trichomonas vaginalis G3
Lineage: Eukaryota; Parabasalia; Trichomonadida; Trichomonadidae
Product: organellar and viral DNA polymerase type B
Exons: 1
Source: RefSeq, a predicted model, not a curated record
AUGUCAGCAACAACAGCACCAAACUCGUUAGUCAUGAACCCAACUUCUAUGUUAGUAGAGAUGAAAAGCUUCAUUCCUUCUUCAUAUACUUUCGAAACAGAAAUCCAGAAGAUAAAGCAGGAACUUCUCCAAGGAGAUUUAGACUGUAGUGCAAAAGAUGAAACAAAUGAACAGUAUCUUUAUGAAAUGCAGGAUAUUAUUGACCAUCUACCUAAACUUCCUGAAAUACAACAACAAAAGCUCACUAUUCCAGAAUUCGAUGAAAUUGAAGUCAGACUGACUGACUCAGUUGAAAUAAAGAAGUUCAUUCGUAAGAUAAACUAUGA